AUGUCGUCCGCGAGUGGUUUCUCGAACAUUGAAAAGCUCGCCGAAAAUAAUUACGAGCUAUGGAAAAUUCAAAUGAAAAGUGUCCUAGUGUACAAUGAUUUAUGGCAAUACGUCGAUGGCGCCGAGGUCAAGCCGACAGAAGAUGCUCAGGACUGGGCAAGAAAGGAUUCAAAGGCAUUGGCGUUGAUAAAUUUAAGCAUCUCACACAGCCAGUUGAACCACGUGAAGAAAGCCAGUACAGCAAAAGCUGCUUGGGACAUUCUCAAGGAAGUGUUUGAGUCAAAAGGGCCGGUGAGGAAAGUUACAUUGUAUAAACAAUUAAUAAGAAUGGAAAAGAAACCGUCCGAAAAAAUGACGCAAUAUGUAAAUGAGUUUUUGUCGAAAGCGAGUCAGCUAGAAGAAGCUGGCAUCGAAAUUGCCGAGGAAUUACUAUGUCGGACGCAAGUGCCGCAUGAUCAAAAAGAUCGUCAUAUUAUCUGCUGUUCCGGGCCUAAGCAAUACGCUUACGUGGGCAACGAUCCGGGACGUAACAUAUACUUUUGGUGGCAGCAAUGGGAACGAUCACCCAUCGUGUAUGCCAAAGUGUUGCCUUUCCAAGGUCCUGAACUUAGGUCUGCGUCGAAACCCAACCCCGACGAGACCGGAUUGCAAGGACAAGAACUGUUUGUAUAUAUCGACGAUAUCGUAAUUUACGCCCGAUCACUAGCCGAACACCGCGAAAAAUUUAACAAACUCGCUGAUAGACUCCGUAAAGCAAAUUUGAAAUUGGAACCAUUAAAAUGCGGAUUCCUUUACAAGGAGGUUGCUUAUUUAGGUCAUUACCUCAUUCUCCGAGAUCAGUUUCUGAGGAAGCUGAUUCGAACCGGGCAUCACAGUACUAAAUACGGAACACAUAAAGUUACAAACGAAAGUACACUGAAACGAAUUAUCAAUAAUUUUAUACAGUAUGGAACUAUUCAAAAUCAUAGACACGAUCUGCCAGGUCCUUCUGCGUCUAUAACUGUAGAAGAAAAUAUUGAAGCAAUUAAAAAUUAUUUCGAACAGAAUCCAAAUGCUUCCAUUCGGAAAGCUGCCCAAGCUUUUAAAAUAUCAAAAACAACAUUACACAGGAUUUUAAAAUAUUUUCUGAAAAUGCAUCCGUAUAAAAUAACAUCUCAUCAAUUGCUAACCGAGCGCGCUAUGUUGAAACGUGUGGAAUUUUGCAAGACGAUAAAUGGAAUGUUUGAAAAUGAAGAACUUGAUGAAAAAUUCAUAAUUUAUACGGAUGAAGCACAUUUUUGGCUAAAUGGUUACGUGAAUAAGCAAAAUUAUCGAUUUUGGGGGUCGGAAAAUCUCAACGUUUCCCUGGCUAAAGAUUUACAUUCAGAAAAAAUAACGGUAUGGGCUGCGAUCUCAAUCAAAGGAAUUUAUCUGCAAUUCUUUGACUCGACAGUCACUGGUGAAAGUUACAAGCAGAUUCUUGAACAAAAAUUCUUCCCUCAUGCAAAAAAAAAGAGGCCUAGUCAGAGAUUUUUAUUUCUCAGGAGGUCUUCGAAACAAUCCAUAAAAUGUAUGGCAGCCGAGUCAUUGGUCUGGGAUACCCUAAAUUUUUCCAAGGAGGGCUAGAAUGGCCACCAUACUCACCGGAUUUGAAUCCGUGUGAUUUCCUUCUUUGGGGAUACAUUAAAGACAAUUGUUAUGCCACAAAUCCAACAACAGUGCCAGAUUUAAUAGCAGCUAUUAAAAGGAUCGUCAAUAACAUUAAAAAUGAUAUGUUAGAGAAAGUUUUUACGAGUUUUCGUAAAAGAAUAGAAUUUUGCACAGAUUCAGAUGGUGCGC
This is a messenger RNA of Megachile rotundata (alfalfa leafcutting bee), 1818 nucleotides long. RefSeq lists its product as uncharacterized. The record is from RefSeq and is a predicted model, not a curated record. NCBI's taxonomy places the organism in Eukaryota, Metazoa, Arthropoda, Insecta, Hymenoptera, Megachilidae.